UUUAUAUAUUUGGAUCACUUUGCUGAGCAGUGGGUUUGAGUGAAUAGUGAAACGAACUGAGCUCUGUUUAUACUUGACAGUGUUUCUGUCAGCAGAAUGCUGUAAUCUUACCUGUUAAUGAUGCAUUUUAACGUCAUAUAACGCGUUAUAGUGUUAUAUAAUAAGACCUGAGUGUGUAAUCAGAGAAGCGUCAUGCAGCGUCUGUGAAAAGAGGAUAAAUAGGAUAAAUAGGACUUUUCUGUCGUACUGUACUGCACUUUUAAUUUACUGUUUGGCUUCAGUUGUUGUUUAAAGACCCUACAUUUCUUUCUAAGUUAAAUCAGUUAAUCUGAUCUGUUUUAUACCAAGAUGCCUGGCAUGGUGAGCCUCAUUGCAGCUGUUCUUGUGGCGCAUAUUAUGUCUGUAAGCUGCUCAGAAGAAACCAUCAACCCCGAUGUUGUCAAAGCGGCCAAUUUUGCCAUCGAGUUCCACAAUCGCAUGACAAACUAUCCGUAUGCGUAUAAAGUCGUGGACAUCCUGUCUAACUCUGUUCAGAUCUACCCUCCAUCCCGGGUGAAGUUUUCCAUAAAAGUGCGAGCUGCACAGACGACCUGCAGAAACAAUGGAAGCAUGAACCUGGAGGACUGCAGCAUUAAAGCAAAUGCACAGAUGAUGAUCUGCAUCUUUGAUGUUCUGGCAGUUCCAGGAGAGAACGUGGUUCCUGAAUACGUUCUGUUGCAGCACUGUGUCUGAUGUGCUAUUCAUCAAACCGCACAAGUGACUUCACUGUAGUUGCUACACGUCUACAUGUGGCAUGCUGUUGUAGGAAGAUAGUCAACUGGGUGACAAAAUGUCUCUUGACGUUAUGCAGAAUUACUGUCCAUGCACUAUAGUUGAUCAUUUUUCUAUAAAAGGAUUCCAUGGAGUGUUUAUUCCUUUUAUUCCACAGCAGGAUAUCAUUUUCUAAAGUAUAACAUUCUGCGUAACAUUGAUUUUUUUAUUUAUUUGAAUGUUGAUACAAAUUUUAAGUUUUAGCAAUUUCGAAGCACUAAAAAUGGGGAUUCCUUUCAUAAAUGAUUGUUUCUUCAUAAAAAAAUACGUUGAAUCCAUUGAUUAUAUGCAGUUAUUAUGGAACGAGAAUUCAAAUUCAGUAGUGGCUGAAUUAUUGUAUUAUUUUAUUAGUUAAACGCUAGUUCAGAGAUCUAAUAGCACCUUUAGGCACUUAUUUACAAGCACUUCAAUGCACUUAGUACAACAUAAAAGUGGCAUUAUUGUAUAUUAUUAUGUUCUUGUUGGGUUUCUGUGUAUGAAAUAAGCAGAAGUAGAUGGAAAGGGGGUCAUUUUUUUCAUUUACAGAGAUGCAGAAAAAGACAAAGAUGCAGACACAAAUACUGUGCAGAGUUUUUAAACAGUAUAUUUACCUUGUCCAUGAAAGUGUCUAGUUGAAUUGAGAAAUGUGUUUCAGAGGUUACAGCAGAUCAGCCGUGUGUCUAAAAAUACAUAUUGUAUAAAACAUGAAUAAUUGGAUCUAUGAAAUGUGGCUUGUUCUCUCUCUCUCUCUCUCUCUCUCUCUCUCUCUCUCUCUCUCUCUCUGUGUGUGUGUGUGUGUGUGUGUGUGUGUGUGUGUGUGUGUUUGUGGGCAUUCAAAAUACAUCACUGCUGUUAUUGUUGCAACUUGCAGUAAUCCUAAAAUAAAGAGGAAAAUACA
This is a messenger RNA of Silurus meridionalis, 1687 nucleotides long. RefSeq lists its product as uncharacterized. The record is from RefSeq and is a predicted model, not a curated record. Bases 349 to 732 code for a protein of 127 amino acids. The transcript is spliced from 4 exons. Gene Ontology annotation, molecular function: cysteine-type endopeptidase inhibitor activity. Lineage: Eukaryota; Metazoa; Chordata; Actinopteri; Siluriformes; Siluridae.